Messenger RNA from Danio aesculapii, 2464 nucleotides. RefSeq names its product CXXC finger 4 (gene cxxc4). Gene Ontology annotation, cellular component: nucleus. Gene Ontology annotation, molecular function: zinc ion binding; methyl-CpG binding. NCBI's taxonomy places the organism in Eukaryota, Metazoa, Chordata, Actinopteri, Cypriniformes, Danionidae. The transcript is spliced from 3 exons. The record is from RefSeq and is a predicted model, not a curated record. The coding region runs from base 490 to 1359 and encodes 289 amino acids.
GUUAGCAAACAGACAGCGACAGAAAGCACGCUGUUUCCCGGUGGAGAUUGAUGAUCAUCCCCCUCCCCAGAGCUCCUGGUGUUUCUAUAGUAAUUUCCAGCCAAUGAUCAGUUGGUGUCCACACAUCCCCAUCCUCCUCACCUCAGCACCAAUCAGCCACACACAGCGACAGGAGACACCUCACCUCCAGUCAUCGCUCCACGGACAACAGGCUCAACCCGGACGCCAUCGCAAACAAAUACCUUUCCGUCUACUUUUCUUCACGUGAAGAAUGGCGUUUUGUGCGUAAAGAUGGUGUUUUUGUGGUGAUCCCUCGGCGUGUGUUUAUUGUGCAUUCAUCGCAGUAAUGUGCUGCCCUGGUGUCUGGAUUGUCUGUGGAGAGGAUAAACCCAGGAUGGUUACGUGUUGUGUCUAACAAGCUUCACCUUGAAAAGAACAACUGGCACCCUUCCUCAAAAAUUUCUUGUGAGCGCUUGAAACUUAACAGUCAUGUCUAAUCUCAACAAUGCACUUUGCAUUGAAAGCGGCCAGAGCACCGACGUGUCACUCUUGCAAAAGGAUAAUCUUCAGGACGGUGGAUUAAGCCAGCUGUUGGAUUACAAUGCAGAAAUGGAAAGAUACAGGUCAUUUGCAAACUUUUACAAAACCAAUGGGGCAUUUCCACAGACUGCUAAGAUUGCCCGCAUAACGACACCAAUUUUUCCCAGCGCCAGAAUCGGCGUGUCCCCUUGGAACUGUGAUAACGGCAUGCUCUGGGGAAGGAAAUCAGCAGCAAUAAACCCUAAUAGGACCAGCAUGCAUAGAAACGACUCCCAAAGGCCGGGGAAACCUGGCGUGCCGCCAGAGACGCUGCAAAUGGCAAAUAAUAAUUUCCUCUCUAGCUUAUCCCCUGAACACUGCAGACCUUUAGCAGGAGAAUGCAUGAACAAGCUGAAAUGCGGUGCUGCUGAAGCAGAGAUAAUGAAUCUCCCGGAACGUGUUGGAACUUUUUCCGCUAUUCCGGCUUUAGGGGGCAUCUCAUUACCUCCCGGGGUCAUCGUCAUGACAGCCCUUCACUCCCCCGCAGCCUCAGCAGCCGUUACAGACAGUGCGUUUCAAAUUGCCAAUCUGGCAGACUGCCCACAGAAUAAUUCCUCCGCAUCCAGCGGAAACCCAGCGAAAAAGAAAAGGAAAAGGUGUGGGGUCUGUGCGCCCUGCAGGAGGCUAAUCAACUGUGGAGUGUGCAGCAGUUGUCGGAACCGUAAGACGGGCCACCAGAUCUGCAAGUUUCGGAAAUGCGAGGAGCUAAAAAAGAAGCCUGGCUCAUCACUAGAGAGAACACCAGUAAACAGCGGGGAAGCAUUUCGAUGGUUCUUUUAGGACUCUCAAAUAAGUGACAUCAUAUGGAGUGAUGUAACAGACUUACCACAAAAGGAACUUGCAGGGCUACAAACCCAAAACAAAACCCAGACUGUGGAUAACAGAGCAUGAGAGGGUUGGACAAGCUAAACGAAGAAAGACAAAAAAACUUUGUAAUUUUAUUUCCUGUGUAAUUAUUAUUGUACCUUUUGGCAGCAUCAAAAUGUAUAUUUUUCAGUGUCUAUCAAUGUGUUUCAGUGUCUUGGCUGUGCAAGUUGCAGGUGUUCUUGUAAAGAACUGAGUAGACAAUCAUUACAAACAGAGGAAAAUAAUGUCAGCCAGUGGGCUAAUGGCCAACAGGAUCACAAACAUAUUUUUAAAUCUGGAGCAAUAAUCAUAAAGGUAAUUGUUCACCUCGUAAUUGCCACCACGUUACACCUUUCUAAGAAAUGAUCUUAAAAAUACCUCUUUUCACCCAAACCGACAAGUUCGAGACACACAUUAGCUAUGUUUUCAUCCAUCUAUUAUUAUACUAUCACCAUCAUUUUGAAAAUUUGCUAAAAACGUAUACGCACAACUAAGAUAAACUUUUUAUCUGAUUAGAAAAAAUGCAUUAUAUUUUAUUAUUGGAUAUUCCAGCUUAAUUCAAUUUUCAAUAAAUCAAUUUGAAUGGAAACAUAGCUAUUGUGACCUCUCUGAUUAAUGUGUUUUGUAUUUGACAGACUAUGUAUGAACAGUAAGCAAAAGCCAGGAAUUUUCUUUCUUUUCAGCUGUGUUAAGUUUUUGUGUGGCACAUUAUCUUGUUGCCACGGUGCACUUUUAAAGGUUUGGUAAUGCUGAGAGACAGUGGUCUAAGGUUGUUUGUAUAGUCUCUCAAAGUUCGAUAGCAUUCCACUUAGUUUUGGUUGAAAUUCUUUAAAAAGCCUACCUAAAUGUAGGUAGCGAGCCAGUACAAAACGUUUAUGGAAAUCACAGUAAGAUUUGUGACAUGCUAUUUUAAGUCUCACAACACAGUAAAUGACACAUUCCGAUAUGAAUUAUCCAAUCAGUUGCUCAUUGUCUUUACCCUAAUGUUGCAUGUGUAAGUGUGUUUUUGUUUUAAAGAUUAUUGAAAAUUUGUAUAUUG